Aspergillus campestris IBT 28561 is the source of this 1455-nucleotide messenger RNA. RefSeq lists its product as uncharacterized. Lineage: Eukaryota; Fungi; Ascomycota; Eurotiomycetes; Eurotiales; Aspergillaceae. Gene Ontology annotation, molecular function: acyltransferase activity, transferring groups other than amino-acyl groups. The transcript has a single exon. The coding region runs from base 1 to 1455 and encodes 484 amino acids. The record is from RefSeq and is a predicted model, not a curated record.
AUGGACAGUCAACAAAGCACCCAACGAGUUAGGCUCACUGCUGUGGACCACACCCAGCCGAAGCUUUACGUCACCCUGUUCGCAUCAUUCAUUCUCGCAGAUAUCGAAAGCGGCCUCCAGAGCCUCCAAGCCGGCGUGAAAACGCUCUUCUCAGAGAUCGAUUUCCUAGCAGGAGACGUCGUCACUCAUCCCGAACUUGAAGGCAGGCGAAACGUUCGCCAGAUCCAUCCGCCCAUCGGCGCGCUCGCAGACGUAACCCUUCUCCAGGUGAAACCUCACGGGAGUGCCUCAACUGCAUCUGCCAUCCUUGAGUCCAGCCCAUCCUUCCCCGAUUACGCUCCCUUCCCGGCCCUGAUUGCGCCAACGGAGCGAUGGCCGGUCCUGCGGUUCCAGGCGAAUCUCAUGCGCGACGGGAUCGUGCUCGCCAUGAGUUUCAACCACGCCGUAUUCGACGCGACGGGCGCCACCUUUGUUCUCCAGGCUCUAUCCGAAUGCUGUCGGGCUGGGGGCAACGGUCUUAAGGAUACGGAGCUCCUGUCAGCGAUCCAACGGAACGAAAUCAGCUUACGACAAGAGAUUUACCAAACCCCACCCAGCAAUACAACUCAGGGAGACGUCUCCAACUACUACGGCCCCGCAGCUAUUGUCCCCGACCUACAGCCCGAGCAAUGGACCGGCUUCAUGGCCUCGUUGCAGGCCACCCUCAGCACCCGAAAAUUCCUCUUCCCCGCAAGCAGAGUCGAGCAACUAAAAGCCAUCUGCAGCGAUUCCAUCGCCCGGGCCUCCCAGCAGACGACCCCGACCCCCAGCAGCAACACCGUGAUCUCCGCCCUCUUGAUAACCUGUAUAAGAAGGAUCCUCGCCGCGCCCUGCGCCGACACCGAGACAGCGCACCCGGCAACGUUCGUCAUGCCCGUUAACCUCCGGGGACGGUUGAAAACCCCUCGAUUCAAAACCUACCUAGGCAACAUGAUCACCGCCCUGCGCGGAUCCACACCCAGCACUGCGGAUGUAAUCGACGGCGCCAGCGAGGGCCAACAACAGCUGACACAUCUAGCUCGUCUGAGCCUGCAGAUCCACCAAGGCCUGGAAUCCAUCGACGAGCAGCACAUCCGCGAGACGAUCGCCUUUCUCCAGGCCCAGGACGACUGGAGCGCUGUGAACCAUAAGCCGGCGGAUAUCAUCCUCAGCAGUUGGAGACACCUCGGUGUGUAUGAUCUUGAUUUUGGGGCCCCCUUGGGUUUCGUGGAUGACUUUGAGAUGGACUUUGGCCUGGUCGAGCCCCUUUGCUUUUUCAUGCCGAAACGGCGUGUCCGGGGUGGUGGUGGUGGUGACGUCCCGUGGGAGGUGCACAUCACUCUGAAGAAGGGUAAAUUUGAUGCUUUGCUGGCGGAUCCGCUGUUUGGUUGGAUUUUGGGAGGAGACGCUCUGCCUGCUGGUGACUUCGCUUUGUAG